Aspergillus pseudonomiae is the source of this 332-nucleotide messenger RNA. RefSeq lists its product as uncharacterized. The record is from RefSeq and is a predicted model, not a curated record. The transcript has a single exon. NCBI's taxonomy places the organism in Eukaryota, Fungi, Ascomycota, Eurotiomycetes, Eurotiales, Aspergillaceae. Bases 102 to 287 code for a protein of 61 amino acids.
GGGUUAAAUGCCGCCGGAAAAAAAUCCUUUAAAGAGAAGGGGGAAAAAAAAGGAGUGUAUGCACUGGUCUGAAUACUGGUACACUAGUUAAGCAGUUAACCAUGGUUCUUAGGUUACCUAUGUCUGUUCAGCCAUGUGUGCUACUAGUUCGCCCGCACGGCUGGAGCACCCCAAGAAAUUAUUCUCUAUUUUUUUCUAUCCUUAGUUAUUUUUAUUUUUUAUUUUAUUUCGGAAAAAAAAAAAAAUCCUCAGUAUGGACCGAGAACCUUGGUACCCUUAAUCCCUAGUGCGUCCCAAGAACAUGAGCCCGGUAACCAUAGACAGAGGACAAA